GUUUGAUUUUUGUGGAUAACUAGCUAGGUCGAAUGAAUCAUUUUGGGUUUUCUCAUCCUCCUAAAAAUUGUUGGUUUGUUUGAUCUUUUGCAUGAUUUGAUUACUGUUUAUGUGCGCGAUAGUUCAAUUCAGUAGGUUUUAGUGUCACUAGUUUUUGAUUGGAAAGGCUAAAUGAAGCUAGGAAUGGAAACACCCACCAAAGGAGUAAACUCAGCUCAACCUGAGAGAGGGCUCUCAGUUUUCACUCAGAAUGCUCGUCCAACUGGUCGAGACCCUGUUAAAAUGUUGAUAAAAGAAGAGAUUGAUAAGGCUCAUUCAUAUGUCUUGAGUAAAUGCGUUGAAGCCCGGCCGUACUUCGUCAAAUACGAGGAAGAGCUGCAUGUUGGAAUUGGUGAUAAUGUAUCUAGAAGGAAACAACAAAACUUUGCGCAAUGGUUUAAACAACAUAUUGUGGCUUUGCGGUUUCAAGAUUCAGAGGAAGCCACAAAUGAAUUGUCCUCGUUGGCUUGUGGACCUCAGUCUAUGAAGUCAUACCCGUGCUGUGUUGUUGAUGGAGUUUGUUUUUGGGUCAGGCGGGACAAGCGACUUACCGCCCCAAAUCCUGGAUUGCAUAUACUUAAGAAAAACGAAGAUAAAGUGAUCGAGUUGUUUGGUUUGGUGACCAAUGUAAUUGAAUUGGUCUAUAAACUUGGACAGCGGGUUGUAUUAUUUAGCUGUGAAUGGUUCAACACAAAUCCUGAUGAAAAUCUUAUUGAAAAGGAGGAUAAUUUAGUAAACAUAUGUGUGAGCUCUAAGUGGUAUUCUGAUGAUCCUUUUGUUCUAGCGAAUGAAGCAAAGCAAGUGUUUUAUGUAGAUGAUCAAAAGCGGAGACCAAGUUGGAGACUGGUUCAGGGAGUGCGAGAUACACUUCUACUGAACUGCAAACCCACUAAUGAUAGCAAGAACGAAUCUAACAAGAACUCUGCAGCACUAGCACAAAGUACAGGAAAUGGCGAACACGAGAGAUUAAGUCCUGCGCCUCAGCAUAGUGCAUCUAUUUCAUGUACAACAUCACAGAGAGAUACGAGGAAGGAGCAGCAGAAUGAAUUGGUUGAGACUCUCGAAACACAGCUUGAAAAGGAACGUGCAUUGGCAUCAAGUCAGAAGGCUGAACUCGAGAGUCGACGUGCAUUAGCCCAGGUUCAGAAGGCUGAGCUCGAGAGUCAACGUGAAUUAACCCUUCGCCAAAAGGUUGAACUCGAGAGCCAGCGUGCACUGACCUUUAGUCAGAAGGCUGAACUGGAGAAUCAGAGAGCAUCGAGCCAGAGUCAACAAAGGGAGCUCGAGAGUCAACGUUUGUUAACCAAGUGCCAACAGGCUGAACUGGAGAGCACACGGAGAGUUGUUCAGGGCCAAAAUCAGCUCUAUCAGGGUCAGAAGCAACUUCUUAAAGAUCAACGAGAACGCUUGAAAUAUUUGGAGGACUUUCUGACUUGAGUUUUCAGAAUGUUCUCAAAACUGUAUGUCUGUGCAAAAUGGGCUAGUAAAAAUGUUGCUAGUGCUUGGAAGCACAGUAUAUAACAAGUGAACAAGUAUUGUAGUGUCUGACAUUGAUAAUAUUAUUACCAUCGAGUAGAAAGACAUUUGAGGUCGACGUGCUAAUUUCAGGUAUGGACUGUUGUUUUUUUGUGUA
This is a messenger RNA of Papaver somniferum (opium poppy), 1672 nucleotides long. RefSeq lists its product as uncharacterized. The transcript has 6 exons. Lineage: Eukaryota; Viridiplantae; Streptophyta; Magnoliopsida; Ranunculales; Papaveraceae. The record is from RefSeq and is a predicted model, not a curated record. Bases 172 to 1476 code for a protein of 434 amino acids.